Molecule: messenger RNA, 4594 nt
Organism: Labrus bergylta (ballan wrasse)
Lineage: Eukaryota; Metazoa; Chordata; Actinopteri; Labriformes; Labridae
Source: RefSeq, a predicted model, not a curated record
AGGAAGUACAGAGACAGAAGUCCGAGAGAAACUCUGCUCUCACAUUUUAAUGAACUGUUACUUGUCUUUCUCCUCUUUUCCUUCUGCAUUAUUAGAAAUGUAAAGUUAAUGUUUUAUUUUAAAACUAAGCGUCAGAGUUUCAUUGUCGUUUUGGAUGUGAAGAUGGACCAAACCUUGCGUUGUGUGCUGGGUUUUUUCUUGCUGAAUUUGAUCCCCCACGGAUUGGCUCAAGGUAACCGUCCCCGUGUGACCAUUACAUCCAACUGGCCUGAAACAUUCUGGGCUGAGACGCUCACUCUCAGAUGUGAGAUUGAGGGAGGUGGAGACUCUGAAUGGACGUUUGGAUGGAGAAGAGACAGAACAUCCAGCUCAGACAAACAUACAGCAGACAAUAAAUACAUUAUUAGCCAAGCCACUGAUUCUGACAACGGAGACUAUCAGUGCUCAGGCAGAAGGGGAUCCCCUAAUUCUACCUUCACGCCUUGGAGUGAACCCUUCAAAUUGACUGUAACAACAAGAAGACCAAAGGCUGAACUGAGAGCUGAUAAGACAUCAAUUCCAGCAGGGGGCGCUGUGACUCUGACCUGUGAUGUGAACCCUCCAUCAUCUGGCUGGACGUACAUCUUGUACAGAGGAGAUCACCCGGGCACACAAGAUGAUGAUAAAAAGUUCAAUGGACGAAUCAUUGUCUCCAAGGGAGGAGUCUACAGGUGCAGAGGAGAGAGAGGAGAACCAGUUUACUACACAGAGUACAGUGAUUCAGUCACUAUCAACAUCAUUUUAUCAAACAGAGCUGUUGUGACUCUUCAGCCCCAUUGGACUGAGAUACACAGCGGAGAGAAGAUCACUUUGAGAUGUGAAAUCGAGGGUGGAGACGACUCUGAGUGGGAGUAUGAGUGGAAAACAACCAGCUCUGAUAGAUCUGUAAGACAAAGUGAAUCCUUUGAAAUCACUGCUACUUCUCACAGUGAAGGAGAAUACAAGUGUAAGGGAAAACACAAAACUGAGGUACUUUCUUCAACACCAUGGAGCACUCCAAUCAGAUUGACAGUAUCAGCACAAAAACCAAAGCCUGAGCUGAAGGCUGAUGACACAGAUAUUCCAGUAGGAGGUUAUGUGACCCUGACCUGUGAUGUGAGCUCUUCAUCUGGUUGGCAAUACUACUUUUGGUACAGAGCAGAUAAAUCCUCUAACUCAUCAUCCAUAAAUGAAGUCUCCUCGGCUGGACAAAAGCGUGUCUCAAAGGAAGGACUCUACUGGUGUAGAGGAGAGAGAGGAAACCAAGUUUACUACACAGAGGACAGUAAUACAAUUCAGUUACAUCAUCUGGCUGGACGUACAUCUUGUUCAGAGGAGAUCACCCGGGCACACAAGAUGAUGGUAAAAACUUCAAUGGACGAUUCAGUGUCUCCAAGGGAGGAGUCUACAGGUGCAGAGGAGUGGAGAGGAGAAACAGUUUACUACACUUAUUACAGUGAUUCAGUCACUAUCAACAUCAUUUUAUCAGACAGAGCUGUUGUGACUCUUCAGCCCCAUUGGACUGAGAUAUACAGCGGAGAGAAGAUCACUUUGAGAUGUGAAAUCGAGGGUGGAGACGACUCUGAGUGGGAGUAUGAGUGGGAAACAACCAGCUCUGAUAGAUCUGUAAGACAAAGUGAAUCCUUUGAAAUCACUGCUACUUCUUACAGGGAAGGAGAAUACAAGUGUAAGGGAAAACACAAAACUGAGGUACUUUCUUCAACACAGUGGAGCACUCCAAUCACAUUGACAGUAUCAGCACAAAAACCAAAGGCUGAGCUGAAGGCUGAUGUCACAGAUAUUCCAGUAGGAGGUUAUGUGACCCUGACCUGUGAUGUGAGCUCUUCAUCUGGUUGGCAAUACUACUUUUGGUACAGAGCAGAUAAAUCCUCUAACCCAUCAUCCAUACAUGAUGUCUCCUCGGCUGGACAAAAGCGUGUCUCAAAGGAAGGACUCUACAGGUGUAGAGGAGAGAGAGGAAACCCAGUUUACUACACAGAGGACAGUAAUACAAUUCAGUUAAAAGAAAAUACGGUUGCAAACAAGGCUGUCGUGACUCUGCACCCCAACUGGUCUGAAAUCUUUAAAGAGUUGAUUACUCUAAGAUGUGAGAUAAAGGAUGGAGACGACGCUGAGUGGGAGUACGAGUGGAAAACAAGCAACUCAUUCAAACCUCCAAAGGAAAAGGAAUACAGUAUUGGACCUGCUGAUACAUCACACAGUGGAAACUACAGUUGUAAGGGCAGAAAAAAAAGUGACCAGUCUCCAACAGGUUGGAGCGAUCCCAUCACAUUAACGGUUUUAUCCAGUUCACCCCAGCCUGUCCUCACCGUGUCUCCACUCUGGCUGAGUCCUGGAGACUCUGUGACUCUGAACUGUGAGGUUAAACACCCAUCAGCAGGAUGGAGGUUCUACUGGUAUGAAGCUAUUCCCAAACUAUCUGACAACUCCUACAACUACCAGCUGCUAUCUGGAAGCAGAGAUGGAACUGAAAAGUAUUCCUUCAUUGUUCAUGGACAGACACACACAGCAGGAUAUGUGUGCAGAGCUGGAAGAGGAGAAAUGAACACUCCUUAUAGUGAACCAAAGUUUGUCUGGUCUGGAGAUUUGCCUUCAUCAGCAUCUCUCACAGUGAGUCCUGAAAGAGCGCAACACUUCAUCUCUGAUUCUGUCUCACUGGAGUGUAAGGGGAACUCUACUCAGUGGAGAGUGAAGUUUCAAGAGGACAGCUCCCUUGCAGAUUGCUCCCUGUGGGAUAAAAUGACUGGAUCAACAUGCACAAUAGAGGAAUACAGAUCGAGAAAUAAUGUGUACUGGUGUGAGUCUGGAUCAGGGGAGUUCAGCAACGCUGUCAACAUCACUAAACAGAGUAUGUUUUUAUUACAUUUCUUAAAGUUUUUAUCUUUCAGCAUCCAAGUAUUCAAUUCAACAUCAUUCAGUUACACGUUAUCUCCAUCGACAUUGAGAAAGUAUGAAAUUAUCCUGGUGAGCCCUGUCCAUCCAGUGACUGAAGGAAGUUCAGUUAUUCUUAGCUGCAGAUUGAGAAGCUCAGAUAUUGUUUCCAAUGUGUUCUUCUAUCAGAAUAACAAACUCAUUCAAAAUGAUACCAGAAAGGAGCUUAAUAUCUCUGCUGUGUCAAAGUCUGAUGAGGGCUUCUACAAGUGUCAGACCUCAGGGAGAGAGUCGUCUCAGAGUUGGAUGUCAGUAAAAGCGGUGUCCAGGCUUGGGAACCCUUCAUAUCUUUUAAUGCUCAUGAUUGUCGGGUUGAUUUGUGGAGUAGUACUUAUAAUUCUUCUGCUCCUGUUGUAUCGCUGCAGGCAGUCAAAGGAUUCAUGCCUUAUCAGGUCAAUCCAGGCUGAAAGCACCAACCAGGACUCUGCCACAAAUCCGGCCGCUCAGCAUCAUAUAUACUCAACUCCCCUGCAGGGUGAUGCGUGUCAUUAUGAAUCAAUCAAAGGCCCUGAAGACACCGCACAUGAUGCAAACCAGUCCCAGUCCCAUGAUGUUACAUAUUCUCUGAUCGAGCUCAAAAACAUCGGAAAGAAAGGGAAGAAACCUGAACCAGACAGCACGAUUUAUUCUGAUGUGAGGUUAGAAACAGAAGAUCCAUCUGUCCUUUAUUCUCAAGUCAGCUGCCAUAAUCCAGGUAAAGCCAAGAAAAACAAAGGAAAGCCAACUCCUGCGAUAACUGAAGAAUCGGUUUACUCUGAAGUCAAACGAGAUCAAUAAAGUUCUGUAUCUAUAGACGUAAGGAAUGGAUGGCAACAUGAAAAAAAGACAAGUCUUGGCUUGAUUAGUAUUUGCAGCUGUCAUGUGAUAAUUUUGUGCUCGUGCUUGUAAAUUAUUAAAAGUAUUCGGUACAGUAAGUAGCAUAGAAAAUAAAUUUAAUUGUGUAUUUAUUUUGUAUUCCUGAAAGUUUGGUUGAACAUUUCAUGCAUCGAUUAACUUCUUUCACUAGUAAGCUGUGAGCAGCGUUACCCGCCUUUAUUUGGGACAGGGCGGAUCAUUUCUUUGGUCAUUUUCUAAUGUUUGUGAUGCAAUGACAAAGUAGAAAAGGAAGAUAUAAGACCUGAGGUGUCUCAUGUAUCUGUCACAUUAGAAAAGAACUGAUUCAUCAGAUUCAAGUUUAAAUGUGACAUAUGUCUCUUCAACAAAGUUAUAGUUGUACACAAAGUGUUUGUAAAGUUGAAUUGUUACGUUCCACAUGUUUUUGUUUUGUUAGACUAAGUUACAUUUCAUUUGAACUACUUGUAUCGUGCUGUAUCGAGAGCAGAAGAUUUUAUCCACGAGGAAUAGUAUUUAAAAAUGAGAACAUAACCAGAGUAUAAAAAUCUCUACUCUGUUUAGCGUUAAGCUAACCACUUAGCAUAUGCUGUUAUAGCCUGUUUUCUGUUUUUUAUUUUUUUAGAUUUUGAAUAAGUUCAUUUCAUUUUCUGUUCUUUACCUUAGUGCUACUAUAGUUUGUUGUAUUCAAACAAAAGCCUUUCAUACAAUAUUUGAGUUUCAAUGGUUAUUGGUGAACAUGUCUGUACAGAUUUCUGCCAUUUCAAUAAAAUUGUAUUUUUAAGAUAUCCUG